GCAGGGCUGACCCAAAUAUUGCUGUCAUCAAUAUAUGCCGUUUGCUUUUCACACAGUUUAGAGCGACGUUGGCGUCUUCGUGUAACGCAGUUUGACGUGAUGGCGACGUGUGACGAAGUGCGGGACAACGUGAAGAAGUACUAUGGCAGCCGACUGGAGUCCAGUUGUGAUGUGCAAACAAGCGCCCCCUCCUGCAGUGUGUCCCGCAGCCCCUUGCCAAAAAGUGUCAAAGAUGCUCUGAGCCAGGUUCACCCGGAGGUGACCAAAAAAUUCUUUGGCUGUGGCCUUCCCUUUCCAGCGAAGCUUGAGGGCUGCAGAGUCCUGGACCUCGGCAGCGGCUCUGGCAGAGACUCUUUUGCCUACAGUAAACUGGUUGGACCGAGCGGAUUUGUGACAGGGCUCGACAUGACGGAGGAGCUGGUGGCCGUGUCUCGUCAGUACAUUGAGUAUCAUCAGAAGGAGUUUGGCUAUAAGGAGCCCAACAUCACUUUUGUCCAGGGCUACAUGGAGAAGCUCAAUGAGGCCGGCAUACAAAAUGACUCAGUGGAUGUUGUGCUGUCCAACUGUGUUGUCUGUUUGUGUCCUGAUAAAAAAGUUGUGCUGCAGCAAGCUCUUAAUGUCCUGAAGGAGGGAGGUGAACUCUACUUUAGUGACAUGUAUGCCAGCAAGGUCAUUCCUGAUCACAUGAAGCAAGAUCCAGUCCUGUGGGGUGAAGGAAUGAGCGGCUCUCUGUUUUGGCAGGAUCUGAUUUCACUGGCCCACAGCGUAGGGUUCAGCACGCCACAUCUUGUUUCUUCAAGCCUCAUAGUGGUCUACAACAAUGAGCUCAAAGCAAAAGCAGGUGACAUCAGCUAUGCCUCCAGCACUUACCGCAUGUUUAAGCUGCCCAAAAGUCGGGUCAUGUCUAAGGCAACAGUUACCUAUAAAGGAACUUUGGCAGAUUUCCCAGAUCAACUGGACUUUGAUUCCUCUCACUCUUUCAAGAAAGAUGUGGCAGUGGAGGUAGACGGAGAGAUGGCAACAAUAAUCCAGAGUUCCCGUUUCUCUCCGGACUUUAAAAUCCAGAUAUCGGAUAAACCGGAUAAGUCCAGCUCAGAGUCAACGCCCAAGUACUGCCACCUCAACCCUUUUCUGCUGGCUGACAAACUGGGAUUCUCAGUGGCUCAAUGCUCCAAAAUUAACAAAUAAAGAUGCGGCUGAACCCUGGGGGACCUGUUCUGAAGACUGACUACGGAAUUAAAACAGCAAUUAGUUUUAAGAUUUUGAUGAGCUGAUGUUUUUUUGAGUCCGUACAUUAGAGACAAAUCAUUUGAUGUGCUAAUCACCACCUGUCUCUCGUGAUGUAGUUCAGGCCAAUCGUGUCAGAUAAUUUGGGAAUAAUAUUGUGGUUUACACUUGUGUUUGGCAGCUAAUGCUGUCACACUAACAGAGUGUGCAGAUACUACCAUUAAUUUUGUGAUUAAAAAAGUACAUAAUUUACAAAGUAAUAACAUUUCUUUGCAUCAACCGUGAUCUACUUAAAUGAAUGUACUAGAAAAAGAAUCUGUGUAAAAAUGACAAUAAAAGCAUC
This is a messenger RNA of Chelmon rostratus (copperband butterflyfish), 1570 nucleotides long. RefSeq lists its product as uncharacterized. Lineage: Eukaryota; Metazoa; Chordata; Actinopteri; Chaetodontiformes; Chaetodontidae. The record is from RefSeq and is a predicted model, not a curated record. Gene Ontology annotation, molecular function: arsenite methyltransferase activity. Gene Ontology annotation, cellular component: cytosol. The transcript has 10 exons. The coding region runs from base 100 to 1188 and encodes 362 amino acids. Gene Ontology annotation, biological process: arsonoacetate metabolic process; toxin metabolic process.